UUGGCCGCGCCGACGGUCCGUACAGCGAGGGGGGCUCUGCCCAUCAUGUGAAAACGCUUUCCUCGUUGGUCGAAGGGCGGCUACCUGUGCAUGUGGAGAUGGAUGGGGUCGCUCCUCUCUGAUCCGGCAAGCACAGGCGAGCGAGGGAUGGCGCCUCAAAGCGUCGAGGAGGAAGAGGAGUGCGUCAGCGGGGCUCAACUCAUCGCCGAGGCCCUGAAGACACAAAAUGUAGAGUAUGUAUUUGGUAUUGUUGGUGUUCCCAUAACUGAAGUAGCAAUUGCUGUUCAAGCAAGUGGAAUUAAAUAUGUUGGAAUGCGCAAUGAACAAGCUGCCUCCUAUGCUGCUUCUGCUGUUGGAUACCUGACAGGCAGGCCUGGGGUAUGCCUUGCUGUUUCUGGCCCAGGUCUUGUACAUGCUCUAGCUGGAAUGGCGAAUGCAAAUGUGAAUUGCUGGCCUCUGGUCGUCAUUGGAGGUUCCUCUGACAGAAAUCAGGAAACCAUGGGGGCUUUCCAAGAAUUUCCACAGGUUGAAGCUUGUAGGCUAUAUAGCAAAUUUUCUGCGAGACCAAGCAGUUUAGAAGCUAUCCCGGCUGUGAUUGAGAAGGCUGUCAGAAGUAGUAUCUAUGGUCGUCCAGGUGCUUGUUACAUUGACAUACCUGGAGAUUUUGUGAAUCUUCAGGUGAAUAAGAGCUCUGUCAGGUAUGUAGGAUGCUGUCCAGCGCCUCCCAUCAGCAUGGCUGAAGAAUCGGCUGUUUCAGAAGCAGCUUCGUUUAUUACACGUUCCAGAAAACCGCUGCUCAUUAUUGGGAAAGGUGCUGCUUAUGCACGUGCUGAAAACAGCAUCAGAAAGUUAGUAGACCAGUGUGGGCUUCCAUUUUUGCCUACUCCAAUGGGGAAGGGAGUAGUUCCAGAUGACCAUCCGUACUGCGUAGCAGCUGCCAGAUCUAGGGCCUUGCAGUCUGCUGAUGUAAUAAUAUUGCUUGGUGCCAGACUGAACUGGAUUCUACAUUUUGGACUUCCUCCAAGAUUUCAGCCAGAUGUAAAAAUUAUCCAGGUAGACAUUUGUGCAGAAGAGCUAGGAAAUAAUGUGAGACCUGCAGCAGCCUUAUUGGGUGACAUAAAAGCAGUGACUGAGCAGCUUUUAGAACAUCUGAACAGAAAGCUUUGGAAAUACCCUUCUGGUACUGAGUGGUGGGCAGAACUACAGGCAAAAAUGAAAAGCAAUGAGGAAACAUCCAAGGCACUAUCACUGCGAAGGCAUCUGCCCAUGAAUUACUAUACAGUAUUCCGCCACAUCAGGGAACUUUUGCCAAAAGACUGCAUUCUGGUUAGUGAGGGAGCAAACACCAUGGACAUAGGGCGCACAAUGCUUCCAAAUUACCAUCCUCGGUGUAGGCUUGAUGCUGGCACAUUUGGGACGAUGGGAGUUGGGCUGGGCUUUGCAAUAGCAGCUGCCAUGGUUUCUAAGGACCAUAAUCCUGAGCGGCAAGUGGUCUGCAUAGAAGGAGACAGUGCCUUUGGAUUCUCUGGCAUGGAGGUGGAGACUAUAUGCAGGUAUAACUUGCCAAUCGUUAUAAUCAUAGUCAACAACAAUGGGAUAUAUGGUGGUUUGGAUGCAGAUACUUGGAAGGAGAUAUUGGAGCAUGGAGAACCUGCUACAUGUGCCCCUCCAGUAUCUCUGCUGCCAAAUGCUCACUAUGAGCAGAUAGUAUCUGCUUUUGGUGGUAAAGGAUACUUCGUCCAAACUCCUGAAGAACUGCAAGCAGCCCUGAAAACAAGCCUGGUGGAAAAACCUGUCCCAUCCCUCAUUAAUGUAAUGAUUGAUCCACAGUCAGACAGGAAGGAGCAAGAGUUUCACUGGCUGACGCGAUCUAACCUGUAGUAGAAGAUGCACUGGGGUUCCUAGGCAAAACCGUCUGUGUAAACUAAUCACAAUGGGCUUUCAGACUUCAGACCACAUCAUAGCUGUGAUCUGCAAUGGCUUGUAUGGAUUGCAAGAUCCUUAUAUAUUUGCCAGUCCUCAGUGACCGAGCACUGGUACUGUGGCCGUGCAUUUUGUCACACACAUGGGUGAGCAGACAAGCAGCAACUGUAUCUGGCUCCCUUCUUCAUUGCUACCAUUAUCUAUUCACAUAGUCACAGCACCAUCCAUGGGGUCAGUCCCAGCUCUUAAAACCAAGAAUGAUAACUGCCGUAGUGCUGAACUUUAUAUGUUUCCCUGGUAAGAGAGUGCUGCGUAGCCCUGUGGUGGCUGUACAUGGCAUGUCUCUGUCUGCUAAAAGACACUAUCGAGACUAGCAGACACUCAUGGUGCUGUGAUUGGAUCAUGGUGGCAUGAUGUUGCCUUAUAAAAGUGACCAAAGUAUGAAAGCUAUAAAUAAAAUUUGUGUGGCUUUAAAAGAACUUAGUCUGAGCUGUAACAAAACCUCCUGCUGUUUUAAGUAUUGUGCAUUUUUACUGGUUCUGAUACAGCUGUAAAUGGAACUCAUAGGUGAUAUAAGCUUAUAAUUCUAGGGGUGGAGCGGUUUGCUUUGCUUCUUAUAGACCGCAGUCUUAUAUAAUCAGAAUAAAAUCAGGUGGAGAAGCAGCUUUCCCCGCCAGGAUGGUCAGUCACUAAACCAUGUGUUUUCUGAUGCUUCGCUUGCCUGUUUGUUUUGUUUAAUCUUGAUUGAGCUGUAUCCUUUUUAAACACACAGCUUCGUACUAUUGAUGUCUCUUUGUUGGGAGGGGGGAGAAUUAGGUUCUGUCUUGGCUCUCUCACUCUUUGAAACAAAUCAGGCGUACGUAGCUUUGGCUGGAUUAUGCACCAAAUGUAGGUGGUAAACAUGACACGAGUUUUAGCAUUUUAUAAGCACUGAUUUUUUCCCUAUUAAUAUUUUCUCAUACUUUUUAAAUUUUCUGGUAGUCCUAUUAAGUCAUGGUGCUGUAAUGCCUGCCUAUAAAUGUGUUUGAAAAGAAAUUCAGAACUUUUUUAGAAAACGAGGAACCUAGCAAAGUUUGAAUAUAAGCAUUCUUGUUGUAUAUUUACAUUUAGGCAGAAAACUGACACACUGCAAUGAGUUACAAUCCUAGGAAGCUGUACUUAAGUAUUUCUGAAAUUCUCUUUCCAAAAAUUUGACUACUUUUUAAAAAAGAAAAUUGUGUUCCAUGUCAUUCAUGUUCACCAGAGGGCGUCCUUAAUUCAUGGUUUUGUCUUGUGAAAAUAUGUACUAAGUCCUUUUUAAAGACAAAUUGGGGGGAUCAAUACUAUGUUAAUUAUCAAUGAAGCUGCAGAAAAUUCCAUAAACAGUGUUUGGGAACAUGUCAGUAGGAUGUUUAAAAAAGAGCAAAAAGUAUUGGCAUAUCACAUAAAGAACUUUAAAUAAUGGUUUAUUAUGCCUUUCACUAAAUCCAGAAAUAGGGGAUUGGCCUAGUUCAGUUACCAGCUGUUUGGUGGGACUUUAAACAAUAUAAGCAAGUCUUUCCCUGACCUCUUAAUGAAGCUACAAGACAUGUUCAGUAAAUUAUGUGCAACUAAACUGCAACACACCUACCUAUCCAGCACUUUUUGACCCCACACUUCUUCCAAGUUGCUCAGAGUGGCAUACAUGGCUCUCCCUUCCAAGCUUUAUCAUCACAAGCAUGAACAACAACAACAACAUCACCGCCCAGAGCCCCUGGGGAUGGGCGGUAUAUAAAUUGAAUAAAUAAAUAAAUAAUAAAAAUAAUUAUACUCAGGGUGGGUGGAGGGUCCAGUGUUGCUCAGUGGCCCAGCUUCAUAGUGGAGUCCAAUCAGUACACAACACUACUCCUGAAGUGUACCACUUAGUCUGGCAGGACUAAGAACAAAGGAACAACACAGGACCAUAGCAAGUAUCCUGAUUUGAAUAGUGGCCAGCCAGAUAGCUCUAGGGAGCCCAUAAGCACAGCAUCUCUUUCCCGUUGGUUGUUUCCUAGCAACUGUGCUUUCAGAGGUGCAGCAGGUGGAAACUAGAGACUGGGCUUCUUCAACAGAGGCACCUUGCUCAUCAAAUGCUCUUCCCCUUGUGGCUCACCUGGCACCUUCGUUGCUUUCUUUUAGGUUCUCGGCCAAAAUGUUUCUGUUCAUCCAGGCUUUUAAUUUAAGGGGUUGAUUUUUUGUAAAAACACUAUUUUUAGCCUGGAAACUGUUAUUUUUAGCUAUCUGUGGUCUGUUUUUAUGAUCUGUUUUUAUGCUGGGCUGGCUUUUUUAAUGUUGGAUUAAUGUUUAAUUAAUAUCUUUUAAAAUUUUGUUUUUAUUAUCUUUAUUUUGUAAGCCACCUCUGGCAGGUUGUAACAUUUUUGCAAUUUCUGUGUGCUCCAAAGGGACCCCACCCUCAAGAGCUGAUUUUGCAACAUGUGUGCACACAUGUAUGCAGAGGGACGUAUAAGUUGCAUAAGGGGUUCCUGUGUGUUCUUCCAUCUUGGGGCAAAUAGCAUCUCCUGAGGGAGGGGAGGAAUUAACUUUGAAAAAAUGGCAUAUUAGAAACUGGAAAUUGCAAAAGGGGGAGGGGAGAACAUCUCUGAAAAAUCAAGAGUGGAGAAGAUACAGAGUACCUUCUGCCCUUUGUAUAAUCAAAAUUGUCUUUUGCUCAAUUUGUUUCCUUUAGCCCUCCAAAUCAGUCUGCCCUUUUCAUUGUCCCCCUCCAUUUUACAUCUCCCUUUAGAACCUUAUUCUUUUUUGGCACCACAGUCCUUAAACCUUGAUCCUUCUCUUCCCGCCACUCAUACGGUCAUUAUUUUUCCAUCUUAUUUUUCCCUCCCUCACAUAAGCCAAUCACCCAAUAUCUCUGUUGUCUGUAUGUUUAUAUAUAAUCCGAGCAGUUAUAUGGUCCCAAGGUAGGGGGUCACCAAUGUGUAAAUACAUAAAUUUUGCCAUUGGCAGCAUGGGUGUCCCAAAUGGGCCAGAUAGCACCUCUUACACCCUUUCAGAUCAGGAAAACAGCAUAGGAUAAAGAUACAUGCUAAAAAUACAAUGGCUGUAGUGCCACUCAGUGAGAUAAAUGUACAAUGGAGUUCAGCGGAAGUAUGGCUAAAUGCACUUCAUACAGUGGUCAAAAUCCAACACAAGAAUGACAGAGAAGACUGGACUGAUGGUUGAGGUGAAGGUUUUCCGGUGCAAUGGGAAAACCGUGUCAAAUAGCAAAGGAAGGAUGGGUAAGAUUAAGCUUGUGUGGUUCUGAGAAGACUUGGCUUAAAGAAGUUGUUCAAGAGUGUCUUGCUCACGUAUUAGGGCAACCCAAGAAAGCAGGUGGCACGACGGUAGGCACAACUAAUAAAUUGAAAUGCCAUCAGGUGUUUCAUGUCAUCAGGAACGUGACAGUCUCUGUACAAAGGACGCAGCAAUUGGCAGAGCUACCACCCUACCUGCUCUGUGACAUUUUUUGUGAGUUGUUUUAUGUUUCUUUUUCUUAGGCUUCACACAGAUGAGGCAUCUGGGGCAUCUAUGACCAUAUCUUUUUAUUAAAAGUAGCCAUGUUGAGGGGAAUUUGAAUCAAGACUGUGGCAAUGGUUCCAGGGGAGGUGCUGUUUCCACUUGUCCUGGUGUGGCUGUCCUUUUUUCCUUCUGAAGCUAAUAGCUGAGCAAGAAGGAAAGGUGGUUUCCAAUGACAUGGGAAAAGAAGCUUAACGUGCUUCCCAGUAUUGCUGAUUAUUUAUUUUAUUGCACUUAUAUUCUGCUCUCCCUGUAAGAAGGCUCAGAGCGGAUCACAUCAGAUUAAAAAAACAAGGUAGCAAAAUAGAUAAAACAAUUCCAGUUCAUAAAACUUAGUGACUCAUAUUGCACAGUCCCUCAACACCUAAAACCCAUAGGGCGGGUGGCGAGCAAUUAGAGGUUACACAGACGGGGGGCAAUGUUCCCCUCCUGGCAGGCUGGUUAAAGGGGGGGGGGUCUGUUCACCAAUACCACCAUAUGCCUGGCGGAACAUCUCUGAUAGGCCCAGCAAAAAGAUAAUAAAUCUUGCCAGACCUGUGUUUCUGCAGACAGAGAGUUCCAGCAGGUCAGUGCCAGGACUGAAAAGGCCCUAGCCCUGGUCAAGGUGAGAUGAACUUCCCUGGGGUGGGAAACCACUGGCAGAUGUUGGUCUGCCUAAUGAAGGUUCCUCCGAGGAACAUAUGGUGAGAGGCAUUCGUGCAGGUAUGCCAGUCCCAGUCUGCUAAGGGUUUUAAAGGUAAAAAACCCAAACAUUGAACCUAAUCUGGAAUUCCACUGGGAACCAGUGCAGCUGGUGCAGUAUCGGUGUUAUAUGUGACCGGAAUGGAGUCCUAGUCAGGACAGCAGCGCUGCAUUCUAGACCAGUUGCAGCUUCAGAGCAGGCCCAAGGGCAGCCCAGCAUACGGCUAGUUGCAGUAAUCUAAUCUGGAGGUAACCGUCGUAUGUAUCACUGUGGCAAGGUUGGUGACUGAAAGAUAGGGUACAAGUUGCUUGAUCUGAUGGAGGUGGAAAAAUGCAGACCUGGCAACUGCCACGACUUGGGCCCCCCUUGACAAGGAGGCAGCCAAUGCCACAUCCAGACUCCUCAUCACCUGCAACAGUGCAAGUGGCACCCCAUCAAGGACUGGGAGUCGGUUACCAAAACCAAAAACCCACGGCCCAGAUGCAGGACCUCUGUCUUCAUAGGAUUCAACUUCAGUCAUUGCUGCUUCAACCAUCCAGUCACAGCCUCCAAAGCCCUGUCCAAACUGUAUGGAGCAGUGUCAUGUCUGUACCCCUACAUCCAUGACAUUAUUCUAUGUAUUGAACCAUUGCUAAUGCUGUAUCUUGAUUUCAUUUUGCAAAUGCUCUAACCAUAACUUUCGUUUCUCCCUCUAGCAGCCUGAGAAUGCAGCUGUCUUAUCUGUUCUUUCUUUGAAGCUCACAGAAGUGACCUUGCACUGUCUAAAAUGUUAGUUUACUCUCAUGCAUUCCUAGACCCUUUCCCGCACACACCUGUGGUCUAGCUGGGAGGGGGGAAAUGAAUGGGUAUUUAGAGUUGUAUUUUCCUCAAGUCUCUAUUCCUAUCAAGGAAGCAUGUACUACUGAGAUGCUUUUUUGCCUCUGAGUAACUCUAUGCAAAUAUAUAUGGAAAAGAUUGGAUUUCUGAAUAAAACCAUUUAACCAAGA
This is a messenger RNA of Eublepharis macularius, 7098 nucleotides long. RefSeq names its product 2-hydroxyacyl-CoA lyase 1 (gene HACL1). The transcript has 17 exons. The coding region runs from base 91 to 1881 and encodes 596 amino acids. Gene Ontology annotation, biological process: fatty acid alpha-oxidation. Lineage: Eukaryota; Metazoa; Chordata; Lepidosauria; Squamata; Eublepharidae. Gene Ontology annotation, cellular component: peroxisome. The record is from RefSeq and is a predicted model, not a curated record. Gene Ontology annotation, molecular function: magnesium ion binding; catalytic activity; thiamine pyrophosphate binding.